GAGAGGUGAAGGGUGAGAGGUGAGCGGCGGCGGCUGGGAGGGAAGAAGUCUGAUAUGGAGGAGGUUAAAGAUGGACAUCCGCCAGAAGAAUUGCUUGAUCACUUAAAGCUUUCUGAUCAGAAGUCAACAGAGAGCACUAGCUCAUGGGCAUCUGGCCCCAAAGAUGCCCAGAAUCUUCCAAACUUGGCAAGUGGCGAUAUACCAUCUUCAGCCAAAGAUCCCACCACAGCAGAUGAGUGUUUCCAUGACUGUCGUGACUCCUUUGAGAUGAAAGAGCCUGUACUGGAUGAUGAGGAAAGUUCACAGAAUGAUGAGAAUAGCACAAGGAAGCAGACAGAGCUAGAUGAGGAAUACUUACUAGAACUGGAAAAAGAUAUGCCAGAGGAAGAAAAACAGAAAAGAAGAAAGGAAAGCACAACGCUGAAGGAGAAAGGAAAUGAACAGUUCAAGAAAGGAGACUAUGGAGAGGCAGAAGACUCUUACACAAAGGCUCUGCAAAUUUGUCCAGCCUGCUUCCAAAAAGAUAGGGCUGUUUUGUUUUCAAACAGAGCUGCUGCAAAAAUGAAACAGGACAAGACAGAAGCUGCCCUAAAUGACUGCAGCAAAGCAGUGGAAUUAGAUCCUAACUAUAUUAGAGCUUUGCUGAGAAGAGCAGAACUACAUGAAAAAACAGAGAAACUAGAUGAAGCUCUGGAAGAUUAUAAAGCAAUCCUAGAAAAAGACCCAUCAGUUCAUCAGGCCAGAGAAGCUUGUAUGCGAUUACCUAGACAAAUUGAAGAGCGGAAUGAAAAAUUGAAGAAAGAAAUGUUAGGCAAACUGAAAGAUCUUGGGAAUUUGGUUCUCCGCCCCUUUGGCCUGUCAACAGAAAAUUUCCAGAUAAAACAGGAUUCAUCAACUGGCUCAUAUUCCAUCAAUUUUGUUCAAAAUCCAAACAACAAUAGAUAACAUGAAUUCAGCUUAGUUCUGCUGGCUUUCAGGCUUCGUGACCAUGUGCUUGCACGUACCAAUGCAAGGAUUCAGCAAACGUUCUUCACUCUGUCCAAGUGAAGAUAGACUCGAGCAAAUUCAUUUCCCUGCUUAUAAAUUAUUUACAAUGUGGAUGUAAAGAAAGUCACUUGACUUCUUUUAGUGAUAACUAUGUCCUGUGUGUGAUUCUUCACUUGCAGUAUUUGGCUUUUCCACCAGUCAGGUACAUUAUUUUGGCCCAUUCAAUGCCAGCAAGAAAACUGUAGCAAGCAGUUCAGUUGAAUCAAAAUGCCCAUGCACCUGUGGCCAAGAACAAAGCCAAAUGGUGUCUUGGGGAAUUAACAAAUCUAGCAGAAGCACAUCUCCACAUUCGGGAGGUGGAUGUGACUGACAGCAUGCAUGGAAGCAAGCCGACCUCCUCUGUGGAAUAUUUUUUCUUGGUAAUAAAGGCUUAGUAUUUCUGUUGGAUUGAAUGUGAA
Messenger RNA from Gallus gallus (chicken), 1445 nucleotides. RefSeq names its product tetratricopeptide repeat domain 1 (gene TTC1). Gene Ontology annotation, molecular function: protein binding. The transcript is spliced from 8 exons. Lineage: Eukaryota; Metazoa; Chordata; Aves; Galliformes; Phasianidae. The record is from RefSeq and is a predicted model, not a curated record. The coding region runs from base 55 to 945 and encodes 296 amino acids.